CGAGUUGGGGGGGAGAGCCCUAAUUACGUCCCCGUUUUUAACACCUCCCCAUGACCAUGCAUUCCCAUUCCAACGGCCAAGAUCUCCCCGAGCCCCCCUUCCAGUUCUGCCUCGCCGGCCCCUACUCUGCCGCCGCCGCGCUGGAGACCCAUCCCUUCCGCACCCCCCCACCGCCGCCUCCCGCGGCGAAGACGAAGAGCGCCUCCUCCGGCUAUCAGAGGCCGCCGCCUCGAGAUUCGCGCUCGUUCGAGUUCCGCCUCGCCGGCCCCUCCUCUGCCGCCGCCUCCGCCGCGGCGGAGACGCUUCCCCUUCGCACCCCUCCGCCGCCUCCUGCGGCGAAGACAAAGAGCGUCUCCUCGGCCUAUCAGAAGCUGCCGCCACAGAGGAUGCCGCCGCGGCUGGGGUGGAGGGCUCUUGUGUUCGGGCUGGUGAGGGUGCCGGCGGAGAUGGAGCUGCACGACAUCAGGAAACGCCAGAGGCGGCGGCAGCGGUGGAACUCUGCAGAGGAAUCGGCGGUGCCGCCGCGGCCAGAGUGCCGCGGAGUAGGGCAUGGGCCGUGGAAGCUGAUUCGAUCGCUGAGUUGCCGAGGGUUCGAGAGCACCGCCGUCAUCGCCUCGGCGGCGCCGUUGAGCUUCAUCUAGCACUUGGGAGGAGCGUGACUACGCUAGGAAUGUACAUACGAAGAAAUAAAAUUGUAGCUGAGCCUAUUUAUAUUACGAAUGUAUUACACGUAUUGGUCACUGCACUCAUUCACAAGUUCCAUUUAGAUUGCUGUACUUCAAUUUAACAGAAAGAUGAUGAUUUUUGAGAUGAUGUUAUCAUCACAGUAAUUUUUUUAAAAUAAGAUGUUAGCUGAUCCAUUGAUAUAAUAAAAGUAAUGUUAGAAUUAAAUUUUUGCCAAAAGAAACUCUUAGGUCUUGUUUGGUUGGGGAACUAUAUCUAAAGGUGGGAAUAAACUAUACCCACCCUUAGCAGGUUAUCUCCCAGGGGUGGAAUUCCUACCCCUUUUAUUAAAAAAAUUUUAAAAUUUUAAUUUAAUUUUAAAUUUAAAAAUUAUAGUUUGUAAUUUUAUA
Ananas comosus (pineapple) is the source of this 1073-nucleotide messenger RNA. Its product is annotated as formin-like protein 14. The record is from RefSeq and is a predicted model, not a curated record. The coding region runs from base 51 to 641 and encodes 196 amino acids. The transcript has a single exon. Lineage: Eukaryota; Viridiplantae; Streptophyta; Magnoliopsida; Poales; Bromeliaceae.